This is a messenger RNA of Phytophthora sojae, 686 nucleotides long. RefSeq lists its product as hypothetical. Lineage: Eukaryota; Oomycota; Peronosporomycetes; Peronosporales; Peronosporaceae. The transcript has a single exon. The record is from RefSeq and is a predicted model, not a curated record. Bases 17 to 526 code for a protein of 169 amino acids.
AGCAUUCGUGCACACAAUGAUGGACGAGGCCGUCGAUGUGGGCAACGGGUUGUACGGGCCUGACGUCGUCUUGGAGCAGAUGGAAAGGUACUCGACCUACAUGCGCUUCAUCCACCUGGCUGGGAAGAUUGACACUAUGGUCAAAGCUGAUGACUCAGUGUUAGUCUCGACCAAGUUUUCAGUGAAGCUGCAAGUCCUUCGCAGCACGAUCGAGAAGGUUUUCCCGCACAUUAUGACGAACGAGUCGGUCGUGGCGCAGUUGAUCGGUCAGGAGCUGCUGGUUGAAGGUCGAGCGAUGUUUCUCUUCAAUGCAGCUGGAAAGUGCUUCAAGCUAAGUGUGGACGCAGACCUUGUUAAGGCCUUCAUGAUGCUAUUAAAUGAUCUUGACGCAGUGGAGACGCUCCUUGCGCGAGCUCUUAUCGCAGACAACGCAAUGAUUGGUUUUGUUCGGGAGUCUAGCGAGCCUGAUGACGAAGAGAAGAUGGCUAUUACAUGUCAGCCUGGUGUGGACAGCGUGACAGCAUGACAGCAUCUGAGUACUCGCAAAGGAAAUGCUGUCGACCUCAGACUGCAGCCGCGUGUAAGACUUCAGUAUGUACCUCGCCCUGCAGAGAACGAAUCGCCUGUAAGGAAGCAGUGGAGGAGAUUGUGGAAGGAUAUUUCUCAGCGUUUGCAUACGGACGCGA